AUGGCCCCGAAGAAGGAGAAGGCCCCGCCGCCGUCGUCUAAGCCGGCCAAGUCCGGAGGCGGGAAGCAGAAGAAGAAGAAGUGGAGCAAGGGUAAGCAGAAGGAGAAGGUCAACAACGCGGUGCUCUUCGACCAGGCCACCUACGACAAGUUGCUCUCCGAGGUGCCCAAGUACAAGCAGAUCACCCCAUCCGUCCUCUCCGAGCGCCUCAGGAUUAAUGGAUCCUUGGCACGGAGGGCCAUUAAGGAUCUGAUGGCAAGGGGGCUCAUAAGGAUGGUCUCUGUUCAUUCCAGCCAGCAGAUAUACACCAGGGCAACCAACACAUGA
Molecule: messenger RNA, 327 nt
Organism: Miscanthus lutarioriparius
Lineage: Eukaryota; Viridiplantae; Streptophyta; Magnoliopsida; Poales; Poaceae
Source: the annotation of a GenBank genome assembly